Peronospora matthiolae is the source of this 360-nucleotide messenger RNA. The record is from the annotation of a GenBank genome assembly. NCBI's taxonomy places the organism in Eukaryota, Oomycota, Peronosporomycetes, Peronosporales, Peronosporaceae.
AUGACCGACUUUGGAGGCAGCCAUGUAUUCAUUUCGGGAGUGAGACGCAAGACAUUGCGGUCCCGCUCUUCCUGCGAUGUGCCGACAGAAGUAAUGACCCCUUACUGUGAAGUGGUGUCAAUAGGAGAACCGACACCACUGUUAGCGCCCGAGUCUCGUGACCUCGAGCGCCUUCGCUUCGGCGAUGGUUCAUCUGAUUCAGCAGAUGAACCAAAGAUGCUGCGACGCAAAGCAUCAUCCAUGCCACGCUUGGCAGGCGGCUUAGAGUCAAUCGCCGUCGAUACGGAUCCGUCUUUCGUAUCAGGAGAGUACGAGACACCGAGCUCAUACUCUGUGAAGACACGAGUGUCUUCAGGAUGA